Molecule: messenger RNA, 1806 nt
Organism: Colletotrichum graminicola M1.001
Lineage: Eukaryota; Fungi; Ascomycota; Sordariomycetes; Glomerellales; Glomerellaceae
Product: malic enzyme
Exons: 5
Coding region: 1-1806 (601 amino acids)
Biological process (GO): malate metabolic process; pyruvate metabolic process
Cellular component (GO): mitochondrion
Molecular function (GO): NAD binding; malate dehydrogenase (decarboxylating) (NAD+) activity
Source: RefSeq, a predicted model, not a curated record
AUGGCGCCGAACAAGGACCACAAGGAGGCAAAGUUCUCCCAGUUGCCGCUGAGCACCAGCGGUCCCAUCAGCUGCGCCGUGACCGGUACGGCCUUGCUUAACACCCCCUACCUCAACAAGGGGACUGCCUUCCCAGAAGACGAGCGCCGAGAAUUUAACCUCACCGGCUUGCUGCCGCAGUGCGUCGAUACCCUGGAACAGCAGAUGCAACGCGCCUAUGAACAGUACAAGUCGCGGCGAGACGAUCUUGCCAAGAACACGUUCCUGACUUCGUUGAAGGAGCAGAACGAGGUGCUGUACUACAGGCUCUUGCAAGCGUAUCUCCCCGAAAUGUUCAGCAUCGUCUACACCCCGACCGAGGGAGACGCUAUCCAGAACUUUUCCCGCCUCUUCAGGAGGCCCGACGGCUGCUUCCUCAACAUCGACGACAUUGACCGCGUCCACCACGACCUCGCCCAGUGGGGACGGCCAGAGGACAUUGACUACAUCGUCGUCACCGACGGCGAAGAAAUCCUUGGCAUCGGCGACCAGGGCGUCGGCGGCAUCUUGAUCUCCGUGGCGAAGCUUGUCCUCACAACGCUUUGUGCCGGUGUGCAUCCCAAUAGGACAUUGCCUGUUGUGCUGGACUGCGGUACGGAUAACGAAGAGCUCUUGAACGACAAGCUCUACCUGGGUCUCCGCCAAAAUCGCGUGCGGGGACAGAAGUAUGACCGUUUUGUCGAUGAGUUCGUCAAAGCUGCCAGGAAGUUGUACCCGCGCGCUUAUAUACACUUUGAGGACUUUGGUCUCACAAAUGCACGGAGGAUUCUGGACCAGUAUCGCCCUCACAUCCCGUGCUUCAACGACGAUGUACAAGGAACAGGCUGCGUUACGCUCGCCGCCAUUAUGGCUGGGUUGCACGUGAGCAACCAGAAACUCUCUGACUUGCGUUUGGUUGUCUUUGGGGCCGGGUCGGCCGGCGUCGGCAUUGCAGACCAAGUCAGGGAUGCCAUUGCCGCCGAGAGAAACAUCGGCAAGGAGGAGGCGGCCAAGCAUAUCUGGCUGAUCGAUAAGCCCGGUCUGUUGACAACAGAAAGCGAGUUGUCGACAGCCCAAAAGGACUAUGCGCGAGACUCGUCAGAGUGGAAGGGCAAAGAUGGCUCCCUCCUCGAAGUUGUCAAAACCGUCAAGCCCAACGUGCUCAUAGGCACCUCCACCAAGCCCAAAGCCUUUACUGAAGAAAUCGUCCGAGCCAUGGCCGAGGGUGUCGAGAGGCCCAUCAUCCUCCCGCUCUCCAACCCCACACGCCUGCACGAGGCCGUGCCCGAGGACAUUUACAAGUGGACCGACGGCAAGGCCCUCGUCGCGACGGGGUCACCGUUCGAGCCCGUCAAGGGGCCUUGGGGCGAGGGCGGCAAGGAGGUUGAGAUUGAGGUUGCUGAGUGUAACAACUCCGUCGUCUUUCCCGGCAUCGGUCUGGGCUCCGUGCUGUCCCGCGCGAGAUUGGUCACGGACAAGAUGCUCGUGGCAGCGGUCGAGGGCGUCGCGUCGCUGAGCCCCGCUUUGAAGGACCAAAAGGCGCCCCUGCUGCCCGGCGUCGAUAUCGUCAGGGAUGUCAGCGUGAGGGUUGCAAGGAGGGUGAUCAAGGCAGCCGUUGAGGAGGGCGUCGCGACGGAGGAGGGCAUCCCCGACAACGACGAAGACUUGGACGAGUGGAUCCGAGAGCAGAUGUGGCAGCCCACCUACCGGCCGCUCAAGCUUGUCGAGUUCAAGGAGGCAAGUAGGGAGGCCAAAGGGGAGAUGAAGGUCGUGGGCAGCUUGGCCUAG